This is a messenger RNA of Aspergillus costaricaensis CBS 115574, 3090 nucleotides long. RefSeq lists its product as uncharacterized. The annotation marks the transcript as partial. The record is from RefSeq and is a predicted model, not a curated record. Gene Ontology annotation, biological process: nucleoside metabolic process. NCBI's taxonomy places the organism in Eukaryota, Fungi, Ascomycota, Eurotiomycetes, Eurotiales, Aspergillaceae. Gene Ontology annotation, molecular function: catalytic activity; protein binding. The transcript has 5 exons.
AUGAGCUCGCCAACUUCUCCUCUUCGCCAUGAAGACUUCACCGUAGCCUGGAUCUGCGCCUUGCCCGUGGAGAUGGCAGCCGCCGAGGCCCUGCUGGACGAGCGUCUACCCGACCUGCCCGCCCAGCCUCACGACAACAACACAUAUACUUUCGGUGUCUGUCACGGUCAUCGCGUUGUUAUUGCUAGUCUACCGUCUGGGGUUUACGGGACUAAUUCUGCAGCGGUCAUAGCUACUGAAGUUCGCAUACGUUUCCCAUAUCUUCGGUUUGGACUGAUGGUCGGAGUGGGCGGAGGGGUGCGCGAUGCUGGAGUUCGGCUCGGGGAUGUUGUCGUGAGCAAGCCCACUCGUGAAUAUGGAGGAGUUAUACAAUAUGACUAUGGAAAGGCGAUUGAUGGGGGUGAAUGGGAGCACACGGGAAUGUUGAACAAACCACCGACGGUUUUGCUGACCGCAAUCUCUAGACUUCAGGCAGCACAUCUACAAAAGCCGAGUCAGGUCUCGGAGUUAGUCUCAGAAGUCCUUGCGGUAAACCCUAGUAUGGCAACUACUUUUAGCUGUCCGCAAUCAUCAGAAGAUGCGCUAAGCGGGGGAGCUGCGAGCCUGGAACAGCCAUGUGGAAUUCACUACGGCUUGAUCGCAUCAGGUAACAUGGUCGUCAAGGACGGGAAGCUCCGGGAUAAAAUUGCAAAGAAAUAUGAUAUUUUGUGCUUUGAGAUGGAAGCUGCUGGCUUGAUGGAUAAUUUUCCAUGCCUUGUUAUCCGAGGAAUCUGCGACUACGCUGAUACGCACAAGAAGAAAGACUGGCAAGGCUAUGCCUCCUUGACGGCAGCUGCCUACGCGAAAGAGCUCCUCGCUGUGAUCCCGAGGCAUUCUGUUCUAGAGACCCCAACUGCCACGUUAAGCCUGGACUGUAAGUGCACGUGGUAUAUAUAUGUUGCAGAAAACUUAUACGUUGGCUUAGGAUUCGCUUUUGAUGACGAUUUUCUGGCGCGUAUCACACGCUACGACCACGAAAGAGUACACCAGAGGCUUUCACGGAAAAGACUCCUUGGAACUACACAAUGGUUCUUAGAUCACCCGGAAUUUCAGGCCUGGCUUUCUAACAGGGCCUAUCCUUGGCUAUGGUGCUCUGGUAAAAUCGGUUCUGGUAAAUCCAUCAUUGCAGCCACCGCAAUUGAAGAAGCGCGUAGAAAACCGUUACAGCCCCAUGCCCCUAUCAUUUUCUUUUACUGCGACGUGCAAUAUGAUUCGGACCUAUCUCAGUUGCUCUCGAGCUUCAUACGUCAACUGACAGAAUUUAUCAUCAAGAGGGCUCAGCCAUUCUCGGAAAACGGCCAAAAAAUGCUGCAAAGAUAUUUCGGAAGCGAAAGGGAAGUUCCGGAUAUUGAUGAUUUGGAGGACAUAUUUGCUAUUUUGUCCUCUGAUGUGUCAAAUGCCACCUAUGUAAUAGAUGGCCUUGAUGCGUUGGAACAGGCAGACGCAAGGCGUCUCCUUACUUACUUUCGAUCACUAUGCCGAACCGGCGGGGAUAAAGCCAUAGGCCCAUGGCUACUCAUCUUCAGCAGAGAAUACUUUGUGGGAGGCACAAGUGUUGCGACAUACCUUCCGAAAGUACCUCAGAUCUCCACGACUUACAAUGUGUUACAAGAUAUUCAAGUCUACAUAAGAGAAAGUAUUGCAGACCGAAUGGUGCUUCAACCGCUUACUGAAGACAAUCAGCUUAUCAGGGAUAUGGAAAAUAUCUUAUUGCAAGAGUCUUCGGGAAUGUUUCUGUGGGUUUAUCUACAAAUCGAGAUUAUUUGGUACACUUGUGCCACCGAGCAAGAAAUACGUGUCGCUUUAGCAACCUUACCAAAAGGUCUUGAGGAAACAUACCAGCGCUGUUUGAAGAGGAUAAACUGUCACGAUUUUCGUGCCAUCAGAACACUUAUCUGGGUUCGCUUCAGUGCACGACCGCUUCAUUGUGAAGAACUGCAGGAGGCAGUAGCCUUGGACUUGAACGACAAAUGUUGGGACCGGGAAAAGAUUCCACGAUGUGACUUUAUCUUGGGUUGGUGCGCAAACCUCGUCGUCUUAGACCCUGUCGAUAGCUGUGCGCGCUUCGCACACCCAUCAAUCUGCCAGUACCUCGACAGCAGUCUCGAUGCACAUUUGCUUCAAUUCCCAGAGUCAGUCCGCUCAGGAAACCAAAUAUGUGGACGUCUUUGCAUCACGUAUCUUUCGUUCUCUGAUUUCCACCUUCAUCUUUCCAAGACAACAAAGUCUGUGGAAUGGAAUGUGCGUGGCAAGGACUUGCUUCCGAAGCAUGUCCCAGGCUUUCGGCUUAUAAAAAGUCUUUUGCCAUCGAGGCUAAAGCAUCAUUUAUCUGUCUCGCUACCUUCACCGCCCGUACGUACUGUGCCAUCGCCGUCUUUGGCGCGCUUUCGGUUUCUGUUCUAUGCACGAAGUCAUUGGACCACUCAUACCAAGCACUUCUCGGAGGAAGAUCCUCUGUGGGACAUGUUCAAGCUCUUGGCACUGACAUCUAAUGAAAGUUGGGGUUUUCAUCCAUGGAGAGCAGAUGCUCGGUCUCAGUUUUCACACUUGCAAGCCAUGUUUGGAUGGGCAGUCAGGGAACGCCACUUGCCACUUUUCAGACUUACAAUGCAAUUUCCAGUCCACAUACGACGCAUUUGUGAUUUACCGCUUAGUGGGGAGCUGCUUCCGGCCUUACACUAUGCCUGUAAACAGGGAUAUUCUGAUGUGGUCUCCCGGCUACUGCCCUUCUGUGACAUCAACAGAGCGGAUCUGCAAGACUUCACCCCAUUGCACUACGCUGUGGAAAGGGGCCAUGCUAAUAUAGUGGAAACUCUCUUAUGUCAGAAAAGGCUUAAAGCGCAUAGAGAUUCUCACGUUAAAGGAGAACUGCUUCUGUUGGCUUCUAGGAAAGGCCAUACAGAAGCGGUCAAAAUCCUCUUAAAGAAAAGUGCAGACCUGGAAGCCAGAAAUUCAAAGUCACAAACCAGCCUGAUAGUGGCUGCCGCAUCUGGUCAUAUACUCACGGUAAAGCUUCUUGUUGAAGAAGGAGCCGAUAUGGAAGCCAUCGAU